UGUUUUCCCCUCGUCUGGAGGGAAGUUUUCUCUCGAAUCCUUUUAAUAGUUCCACUUCUGCAACAUUUUUUGGAGGGGGAAAAAAAAAAAUGCUGCGCCCGCUCGUGAUUCUGCUUUGCCUGGGGACGCUCCGCCACACCUCGGAGGCCGUGGAGGCGGAAAAGCUGGCGGAUAAAAAGACGUGCGGCGACGAAGAGUGCUCGUAUGUGCUCUCCAUGGCCACAGUUUUGGAUGACUUCAUAGGUCCGGACUGCAGAUUCAUCAACCUCAAGAAGGAGCAGAAGGUUUAUGUGUAUUCUAAACUGGUACCAGAGGAGGGCGGUGGCGUCUUCUGGUCUGGCAGUGUGUACGGCGAUCGCUACGUGGACCAGAUGGGCAUCAUCGGAUACUUCCCUGCUACCUUAGUGAAGGAGACGCAGAGGUUUAGAGAGGAAACAGUUGAGAUUCCAACAACAAACGCAGAUUUCUCCUGUGCUUAAAUAAGGUGGACACGGACGGACGCUUCCUCUGUGCUCGUUCCAGCAAUCUGGGCGACAGAAUUUGAAUCCACGGUUGUUAUCCGCAGAAGUGCUGCAACCAAACUGCGGCGGCCUUUCAUUUAUUUGUCACGCCAAUUCACAUCAGUUUUAAUGAUAACGGGUUAGUUUUACGGAUGUCCUAACCAACAUUUUUGGCCUUAGACUUAGACAAACUUUAUUGAUCCACAAUUGGUGGGUGUGUUAUGUUCCACGUAGUGGGAGUUUGUUUGUUUUGUUUCUUCUUCUAUUGUUUGUACAGGUCACAAUCAUGUUCCCAGCUGCUCCUCAUUUCACCUGUUGAUCAGCCAGCCAAUCCCGGUCCACCAUUCAUCCUCCGCCUGCUCACCACUGGAUGAGGUGGAUUCUUUUUCUGACAUGCUGUGUGGAACUUUGGUAGACGCUAGGGAUGAUACUCGAAACCGGUUUUCCCGGUUGUUCGAUAAGAAAAGAACACAGUCCUCGGACUCGAAUCCCUUUUUAAAAACCGGUACCCGUUAUCGAGACCACUAUAGUAAAGAAAAAGAGUUGGUUCUAUAUUCAAACCCCUCGGAACCAAUCCCGUCCCGACCAGAAAUGCUCCGUGUGACAUCACAAGAAAUGACGUCACGUAGCACGGUCAUUAAGCGCAGAUAGCGAAAGCAGGAAAAAAAUGGACGGGAAAAAGCGCUCCAAUGUGUAAUAAAGUUCAAAACAAAAGGUAUAAUCCAAUGAAUAACUUUACUGGGAGAUUUGAGCAGACUACAAACACAUGACCAACACUUUUACGACCAACCGGAAACAUAGCAACGCACCUCCUGGUCGGAUCACAGCUGACUCUUCUCACCCUGGACACACACUAUUCUCCCCUCUCCCCUCAGGCAGGAGACUACGCUCCAUCCAGACCCACACCUCCCGCCACCUGAACAGUUUUUUCCCCUCGGCCGUCAGGCAAAUGAACAAGAACUCCUAACAGCAGCUCCUUGAAUUCCUUGAAUCCCUUCUAAGUCUAUCUGAUAGCUCAGUCACAGCUCUUUUUAUACCAAAUAUGUGUUAUAUGUGUUUUGUUUUGCACGAUUGCACCAAGAAAAAUUCCUAGUUUGUGAACCCGUUCUCAAACAAUGGCAAUAAAAACUAUUCUGAUUCUGAUUCUGAUUCUUUACGGCAGCUGUCGCAACGUUCUUAUAGCAACCGCAGCACAUACAUAUAUGACAUGAUCUCCCUUUCUCAACUUUUGUUUUUCUUUCCUUGUAAACAAAACAAAAUCACACUGUAUUUGUGUUGUCUGUCUAAUUAUAAAUAAUGCAG
Messenger RNA from Entelurus aequoreus (snake pipefish), 1802 nucleotides. RefSeq names its product otoraplin-like. The record is from RefSeq and is a predicted model, not a curated record. The coding region runs from base 90 to 479 and encodes 129 amino acids. Gene Ontology annotation, biological process: cartilage condensation. Lineage: Eukaryota; Metazoa; Chordata; Actinopteri; Syngnathiformes; Syngnathidae. The transcript has 4 exons. Gene Ontology annotation, molecular function: protein binding.